UGUGACUGAGCAAGGGAAGCAAUAGAGGAGAGAUGAAGGCGUGAAGCGACGGAGCCCUAGCUUCUGUUGUUUAGCUACUGGGGAGUAGAGCCGGAAGAGGAGCGCGUCGGAGGCGGUCAUGUCGUCUCGACGGGAGGGCCGCGAUUCCCACGCCAAACGCCCCCAUUCCCGGUCCGAACGAGAAUCCAGUCCAAAGAAAACAAGAAGAGAUGGAAAACCAGCAACAGAGAGAACGAACCGUGAUUUGUACGCUGACGGCACAGCUGAUCAGGAUCAAAAGCAACGUAGGCGUCUGCAAGAUGUUUUGCCACUUGAGGCCCCUCCAGCAAUUGAAACCAAGUUGCAGCCUGAUAAUGUAAAAAAAGGUUCAGACAGAAAGUUUGAUGAAAUCUCUGAUGGAACGAAACACUCUUCUGACCCAGCUGAAGUGCCACGUUCUCGAUCAUAUUUUCAGCAUGAUGAACGUGGCAGUGCUGGGCAAGGUGGUCGAAGUUACCGCAAAUCAAAUGAUCAUGGAUGGCGGAGUGAUCCGAAGGAGCAAUCUGGUGACAGGGUUAAAGACAAGGCCGAACCAUAUGAUUUGCAGAAAAAAGAUGAGAGGACCCGAGCACGUGCAAUUGAAAAUAAUGAAUGGAAACAUGAUGGAUUCUUUGAACUGGAGGCUGAGAAACCACCUGCUCGGAAAAGACCGGCAUUCAGGGAACAGAAGAUGCCGGCGGAAUCAGAAUCUGCAGCAGCUGAAGCAGCGCUAGAAUCAAGGUUACCUCGUCGUGAUCAACCUGUUUCAGGUUCUUCAAGGAGGGAAGAAAGGGGUGGUAAUUAUUCUCGUGGACUGGAUAAGCCUGAAAGACCAUUCAACAGAGAUGAUGAGAGAAAUGAUAGGAGGGGAGAUGUGCAUAGAGCUGGCUAUCAAUCUAGGGAUAGGUUUGGUGGCAGGGGCAUGAGGGGGAGGGAAAGGUUUAGUGGAAGGUAUGGCGAGGGAAGCACCUACCGCCAAGGUGGUUUUCAAGUAGAAAAAUGGAAGCAUGAUUUGUUUGACGAAGCAAAUAGGAGCCCAACUCCAAAGAACGAGGAAGAGCAGAUUGCGAAGGUUGAAGCACUGUUAGCAUUGUAGUGCUUGUUUGUGUUAGGUUGAUGGAUUGAUGGUGUGCCUAAUGUUCCUUGUAGAAGUUGACAAGCUAAACUGGGUGCCUGGCCUACUCGAUGUUGCCUGUUCAUUCUCUCAAGUAAUGUGAUAAUGAUCUUAAGUUUAAUGCUUCUAGCCUCUCCAAAAGAAAAAUCAUCUUCAUUUUUCUUGAAACAGUUUCUAAAGAGGCCACUUCUGUUACUAGAAGAGUUGAUUGUUUUGAACUGUUGAUGUUUUGUUGAUUUUGCUUAUCAUGUGA
Messenger RNA from Phoenix dactylifera (date palm), 1385 nucleotides. Its product is annotated as cyclin-like protein. Gene Ontology annotation, cellular component: exon-exon junction complex. The record is from RefSeq and is a predicted model, not a curated record. Gene Ontology annotation, biological process: mRNA processing. Lineage: Eukaryota; Viridiplantae; Streptophyta; Magnoliopsida; Arecales; Arecaceae. Gene Ontology annotation, molecular function: mRNA binding.